This is a messenger RNA of Pseudo-nitzschia multistriata, 2418 nucleotides long. The record is from the annotation of a GenBank genome assembly. NCBI's taxonomy places the organism in Eukaryota, Bacillariophyta, Bacillariophyceae, Bacillariales, Bacillariaceae.
CCAAAUUUGAUGUGAUGUUUGAAAUAUUCGAAAAACGAAACACGAGUUGCCAAACGGCACCAUGGCAGAGUAAUACGAAGUGAUGUAUUUUUUCUCGUUCCCUCGAAACAGAUCGAUAGACACGCCGCCGCUGCCACCCACACAGCAUGGAUCCAUCGGUGUUGUCCCUCGUGGAGAAUUCGAUAGCCUUUGUUCCGCUGGAGGGAAAGGACGAGUGGGACGUUCUGGUAGCGUCGCCGACGACGACGACGUCGCCGCGCAAGCCACCGAACGGGCCGGGCGGAUCCUCCCCCUCCCACGCGGUGGUCUAUCCCACCGCGGGCGGCCUCCGCAAGGCCUGCCUGGCGGAGGUGGCACGGUCGCCGGGCCAGCGCCGCAAGGCGACCCUGGUGGCCGCCCUCGAAAAGUGGAUCCUGCAGAACCAAAAGGCCGUUUCCAGGCCGAAAGCGAAACGGGCCGGGGCGGGAGGAGCACCACCACAAGAACCUCCCAAGAGCUCCCCCGUGCGGCUCCUCGCCAUCGGCGGGCCCGGGGGACAAGAUCCCCAUCCCGAGGCGGUCCUGGACCGCUACGCGGAGGCGGUGGCGGCCGGCAGCAGCGGCGAACCGCCAGGGGGAAGCGGUGGGCCCCCCGACGGUAAGCAACCCCCGCCGGCCCCCCUGGGCUGCGCCCUGGCGAGGGGACCGAUGGAUCCCUCCGGCUCCCUGGUCCUGCGCUGCCACAGGACGCUGGUCGACGGAACCGUCGGGAGGGGGACGCCCAAGACGAGGCACCGGACCGGGCCUCGAGUUCUCCGACCGACCGGAGACAACGACAAGAAGAAGGACCACGACGACGCGGUCCUCCGCUGCGCUUCGGCCCUCUACCACCGGAUCUGGUGCGUUCGGACCCUUCGGAAGCGGGACCUGCGGCGGGCCUACGGAUUCGCCCUGGAAGCGGCGCCGGCGGCGGCCUCCCACGGCAGCGGCGAUGCAGCGGUGGCGCUAUCGGUGACCCUGAUGAUGCUGGAAAAGCCCUCCUGGUCGGCCGCCAAAACGGAAAGAACUUUCGAAACCCCGCGACGGCCCGCUUCAAGGAUCGGGGGACGGUACCCCCUCUACCUCUACACCCGGCACUACCACCUGCCGAAGGCUUCCGGUUCCGGCCCGUGCUCUCCGGAAUCCGUCCUGGGAGACCUGGCGGCCUUUCUCUAUGUUUCCUCGGCGGUGCUCCCGUGCCCCUGCCGGGACACGCCACCCCUCCGGGAGGCCUGGAGGAGCUCCCCCGGGUGCAUGCUGCUGCCGGACCAGGGGCCCGGGGCAAGCCCCUCUUCCGUCCUCCCGGGAACCGGAGGGGCGGGGGGCCGCUUCUCCGUGGCGCCCACCAUUACCGGCUCGCUGGUCGUUCGCUGCGAGGGGGCCGAAGCCGUCGGGGAGCUCCUGCGGUCGCUCCGGCCCGGGUCCCUUCCGGCGUACGGCCGCGAGGAGACCGAAGAGACCGAGCGGAUGCGGGCCCUCGCGGCCGCCGUUGCUUCCGCCGCGGAAGAAGGCGGGGACGGGGUCUGGUACGCCAAGUACAAGACCCCGGCCCUCGGGGCCUUCUGGGACCUCUCCCGGUCGGCCAUCAACGGUCCCCGGGGCGGCCUGCUCGGGAGGAGAACACGCUCCCUCCCGGCCUGCGCGAGGGACUGGCUCUGGCUCCACCCGGUGGACAGCAGCGUGGGGCCGAGGUGCUCCGUCACCGUCACGAGGUCCGCCGGCCUUCCGCUCCGGGGAUCGCUGGGGAAGACCGUCCCCUGGCGGGAGUUCCUGCGGCUCUUUCGCGGCCUGGCGGAGUCGGUCCUCGGGGUCCAGUCCGCUUCCGGGGGGCUGGUCCACGGGGACGUCCACGAGGGGAACCUGCUGUACCUCGGCGGGGCCAAACACGCCGCCGAACGCGCCCCCCGGCUGGUCCUGAUCGAUUGGGACGAGGCCACGAGGGGCAAGCCCUGCCACCGGGCCACCCGCACCGACGAGGAGAGGCUCCGGUACCCGGGCUGCCUCGUCGAUUUUCCCGAGCAGUACACGAAGCAGCAGCUCCUCUGCCUGUUUCGGGCGCUGGCAUCGGCCUACUACCCCUCCGAGGCGGAGGGUUGGGACGAUCGGUUCCCCCUUACCGGGCCGGACCGGGGGGGGACAAGCGGCGGGAGCCCUCCGGGCCGAGCGGCCGUGGAAGACCGGUUUCGGGCCCUCCUGCGAGGCCUAGCGAGCGGGCAGUGAGGGCUAUGGUGGUGGCGCGGCCCGUGGGGAGCGACCGCCUUUUUCGCUCGGUGCGACGGGUUUCUUCCGUGGCUGGCUCGAAGGGUGGGUGGUGUUGCUCGUCGGAAGCGACACCAAUGACAGAAUGCAUGUGGUACCUUACUAGAAGAGACUUCCUGGGGAAAAAAUGAAAACAUUUAUG